AUGGCCAAUCCAACCCAUCGCCACAUCGAACUCCUGUCCAUCUGUCUCAUCAUCUUGCUGGCCGCUUCCACUCUCUUGGCGCUCGAUCCUUACAAAACCCUAGGCGUCUCUCGCACGGCUGAGUUGGUCGAAAUCAGACGGGCUUACCGGAGGCUAAGUAAAAAAUGGCAUCCAGAUAAAAAUAAGGAUAAAGAUGCCCACGAAAAAUUCUUAAAGAUUUCAGAAUCGUGGGAAAUUCUAUCAGAUCCGGAAACGCGAGAGAUAUUCGACAAGAGAGGGGAGGAGGGGUUGAAGAGACAUAGAGAGGGGGGCGAUCAAUCAGAUGGAUUCGACUUCUUUAGUCAAUUCUUCGGCGGUGGUGGUGGCGGCGGCGGUGGACGAAGCUCUAACUCCAAGAAGAAGAAUGUUAAGAAGAAAGGACAAACGAUGGUCACUGAUAUGGAAGUCGAAUUGGAAGACAUUUACAUUGGGCGGUCGAUCGAGUUCGAAAUCAACCGUCGGGUCCUAUGUCCAGCCUGCAAAGGGGACGGCGCACGAAAGCCAACAGAUAUAAAAGAUUGUGAGACGUGUCAAGGUCAAGGAGUGCGGAUCAUCAGACACCAACUGGGGCCGGGGAUUUUCCAACAGAUGCAGAUGCAAUGUGAUGCAUGUGGAGGCCGUGGCCAGUCGAUCACGCACAAAUGUCCCCACUGCCAUGGAGAUCGCGUGAUCGAGGAGGUCAACUCGCUCACCCUGGAUAUCGACCGGGGCUCGCCGGACGGCCAUGAAGAAGUCUUCGAGGGCGAAGGCGACGAAGGCCCUGGUUAUUCCGCCGGCGAUGUCGUCCUCAGAAUCCGGAUCAAAAAACAGGCCGAUGGGGGUUUCCGACGUCUGGAAGAGAACCUGUAUUGGAAAGAAGUCCUGAGCUUAGACGAGGCUCUGUUAGGCUUCACGAGGAAAAUCAAACAUUUAGAUGGCCAUGACUUGACUGUCAGUCGACAAGCAGUAACUCAACCAGGAUUUGUGGAAGUGAUAGAAGGCGAAGGAAUGCCUCGACAUCAAGCCUUAGGAUACGGCAACCUCUUCAUAGAAUUUUCCGUCGUGUUGCCUCUGCAAGUGUCCGGUCCAUUUAGAGCCGGUCUUGAAAAGUUAUUUGAACCCUAUAGAACAAUCGAUCCUCGGAAUGAUGGCAAGAGUGAAUCACCCAAUGAUGAAAACCAUCAGGAACUGUAG
Messenger RNA from Puccinia triticina, 1212 nucleotides. RefSeq lists its product as uncharacterized. Gene Ontology annotation, molecular function: ATP binding; Hsp70 protein binding. The transcript has 6 exons. Gene Ontology annotation, cellular component: cytoplasm. Gene Ontology annotation, biological process: response to heat; protein refolding. The coding region runs from base 1 to 1212 and encodes 403 amino acids. The record is from RefSeq and is a predicted model, not a curated record. NCBI's taxonomy places the organism in Eukaryota, Fungi, Basidiomycota, Pucciniomycetes, Pucciniales, Pucciniaceae.